Molecule: messenger RNA, 542 nt
Organism: Triticum aestivum (bread wheat)
Lineage: Eukaryota; Viridiplantae; Streptophyta; Magnoliopsida; Poales; Poaceae
Product: ubiquitin-like
Exons: 5
Coding region: 13-411 (132 amino acids)
Biological process (GO): translation
Cellular component (GO): ribosome
Molecular function (GO): structural constituent of ribosome; protein binding
Source: RefSeq, a predicted model, not a curated record
GAAGCCGCGGAGAUGCAGAUCUUCGUGAAGACGCUGACGGGGAAGACCAUCACCCUCGAGGUGGAGAGCAGCGACACCAUCGACGCCGUCAAGGCAAAGAUCCAGGACAAGGAAGGCAUCCCUCCGGACCAGCAGCGCCUCAUCUUCACGGGGAAGCAGCUGGACGACGGCCGCACCCUCGCCGACUACAACAUCCAGAAGGAGUCCACGCUCCACCUUGUGCUUCGCCUCCGCGGCGGCGGCUGCAUGAUCGAGCCCAACCUCAAGGCCCUCGCUCAGAAGUACAACCAGGGCAAGCUCAUCUGCCGCAAGUGCUAUUCACGCCUGCCUCCCAGGGCCAAGAGCUGCCGCAAGAAGAAGUGUGGCCACAGCAACCAGUUGCGGUCAAAGAAGAAGUGUAGGUACUGCUGAAGUGCCAUGAAUGAUCAGUUGAAUCGGUUGACUACCUGUUUAAGCUUGCCAGAACUGUCAGAGUUCUAAGUAUCUUGAUGUAAUGUUCUUGCUGGAUGUUGAAAACUUGGUUUAUGGUUCCGGUGCAUGCU